Kluyveromyces lactis is the source of this 1443-nucleotide messenger RNA. RefSeq names its product putative DNA-dependent ATPase RAD57 (gene RAD57). The record is from RefSeq and is a predicted model, not a curated record. Bases 1 to 1443 code for a protein of 480 amino acids. Lineage: Eukaryota; Fungi; Ascomycota; Saccharomycetes; Saccharomycetales; Saccharomycetaceae. Gene Ontology annotation, molecular function: ATP binding; DNA strand exchange activity; single-stranded DNA binding. The transcript has a single exon. Gene Ontology annotation, biological process: DNA strand invasion; mitotic recombination; DNA recombinase assembly.
AUGGAUUUAUAUGAACAACUUCCGUCCAGUGGUAUGAUUCAUCAACCGGAAUACAAGUUCUUACUGGAUGCCGCUACCUUUCAUGGGAUCACCUGCUUAGAUUUCCUAUCCCAGUCACCAUCUAACUUGAUGAAGACCAUUAAUAGAUCUAUCAAUGAGAUUAUAAAGUUUCAAGCCGCUCUACGAAAUGAAUUCGAAUUGGCAUUGGCCGAUAUUAAGAUACAAGACAUCACAACACUGAAGGAGGAUGACAAACCACGAUGUUUCACCACCGGGAACCUUGGAUUAGACAAACUUUUAGGCGGAGGCAUAUAUUCAAAAGGUAUCACUGAAAUAUUCGGAGAAAGUAGCACUGGGAAGUCACAAUUACUUCUGCAGUUGGCACUCUCUGUUCAGUUGCCAGAAGACAUGAAUGGCCUUAACGGGCAGAGCGUAUAUAUCACUACGGAGGGUGACUUACCAACCAGAAGGCUGAAAAGCAUCAUAGAACAAUCAUCUUUGUUUAAAGAUGAAGGUGGCGAUUGCUUGGUGUCUCAAAAGAAAAUAUUCACUGUCACCUGUAAUGACUGGGCUAAUCAAGAACAUGUUACAACAGUCCAGCUUCCAGUCCUACUGGAAAGACACCCAUCUAUUAAAUUAGUAAUAAUAGAUUCGAUUUCGCACCAUCUCAGGGUUGAGUUGCAAUCGAAAACAUUUCAAGAAUCGAGAUCAAACAGGUAUAUUAUAGAUUCCAUGGCAGAGAACUUACUUUCUUUAGCUCAAAAACAUAAUUUGGCCAUCGUCGUCGCCAAUCAAGUAAGUGACAAACUUUUACCAGAGAAGCCAAUACGACAGGACUUCAAGGAUUAUGAUUAUCAGCUGGGCUGGAACAUCGGAUGGAAGAAUUCGACUAUUUUUUAUAGACACAAAUUCAAUGAAAUAGAGAAAUAUGAUGAGACCAUAUUGAGUGACGAUGAGGACUAUACGUUAAUUGUAGACCAGGUUGCAAGGAAAUUACAACAGAAUGUUCCGGCUAGUGUUCCAGAUACAAAUAAUAAAGACCCUGCGCAGUCUGUCGCAGCAUUGAGGACUGAAGCGCUGCGGAAUAAUGUUAUCUCUCAACAAAACUCACCUCAGCCUACUCAAAGUAAAACCCCUGUGGUACCGUCACAGCCCCAACCAUCCGCACCUUUCCUGUUAUCAAGAAGGAAACGAGAAGUUGACACGAAGGUACCAAAUCUCGGUUUAACUUGGGCUAACCAUUUAAUGACAAGAAUAAAACUGGAGAAACGAUAUAAAGCAUCACCUAUGGUACGCACGGGGGAAUUCAAUUACAACAAUACAACAGAUACCUCUCAAUUUUGGCAAGUGCAGAGAAAUCUGAAGCUAGUGUUUUCGACUUAUGCGGUGAAAGGUGAAAUGAAUUUUGCGAUUAGUGGAGAAGGUGUUAUUUCGGUACAGUGA